Messenger RNA from Microthlaspi erraticum, 1380 nucleotides. The record is from the annotation of a GenBank genome assembly. NCBI's taxonomy places the organism in Eukaryota, Viridiplantae, Streptophyta, Magnoliopsida, Brassicales, Brassicaceae.
AUGGAAUCCGUACCGUCUCCGAACUCGAAUCCGCCGUCUAAACCCCCGCCGGGGAGCUCCAUGCCGCCUUUUCUGAGCAAAACCUACGACAUGGUCGAUGAUCCUUCGUCCAAUGAGGUCGUAUCUUGGAGCAGCGGGAACAACAGCUUCGUCGUCUGGAACGUGCCGGAGUUCUCGAAACUCCUCUUGCCCAAGUACUUCAAGCACAACAAUUUCUCCAGCUUCGUCAGGCAACUAAACACUUAUGGAUUCAGAAAAGUUGAUCCAGAUCGAUGGGAGUUUGCAAAUGAAGGGUUCUUAAGAGGCCAAAAGCAACUACUGAAGAACAUUUCGAGGAGGAAAUCUUCUCAAGUGCAGCAGCAGAGUCAGCAACAAACUCAAGUUCAGAAGAACUCAUCUGUUGGUGCUUGUGUGGAGGUGGGCAAGUUUGGAAUAGAAGAGGAAGUGGAAAGGCUCAAGCGGGACAAGAACGUUCUUAUGCAAGAGCUCGUCAGGUUAAGGCAGCAGCAACAAGCCACGGAGCACCAACUGCAGAACGUGGGGCAGAAAGUUCAGGUGAUGGAGCAGAGGCAACAACAGAUGAUGUCGUUUCUAGCCAAGGCUGUGCAAAGUCCAGGUUUCUUGAACCAGUUGGUACAACAGAAUAACGAUGGCAACAGACAGAUUCCGGGAAGCAACAAGAAGAGGAGACUUGGAGAUGAAGAGGAGAACUGUGGAGGUAAUGAGGUUAACCGCCAGAUUAUUAGAUAUCAGCCAUCGGUAAAUGAAGCAGGACAAGCUAUGCUCAGACAGUUUUUGAAUACUAGUAGCUCACCUAAGCGUGAAUCUGUUUCGAAUAGUCCUGGUAGUUUUCUCUUGGGUGAUGUUCCCAUUUCUAACUCUGUAGACGAGGUUUCAUCCAACUCUGCUCACUCAGCGUUGAGUCAAGUACCUGAAGCAAGUUUGGCUCAUGAUCCUCAAGCUGGAAUGUUUCAGCCAAACUUUGGUUCAAGUCCAACGCAAGGAGUAUCAGCUGGAGCUUCUUGGAGCCCUGAUUCUGAUCUGUUUGGAUGUGAGACAGGUAAUGGAGAGUGUUUCGAUCCAACAAUGGCUGUCUUAGAUGGGUCGUUGGAGAUAAACGGCCAUGGAGUUUCUCCUGAAUGCGGUGAGGGCGAGAUGAAUGAGUUGAUGAACGAGAACCCUAAGCUGCCUGGAGUCCAAGAUCCGUUCUGGGAACAGUUCUUUGCUGAUGACACAGACGAGGUGCUAUCAGGAUCAGUGGAGAACAAUGACCACAAACACAGAGGAAAUGAAGGGGAGAUUGUUGAAGGGGAUAUGAACGAAGGUGGAGGAAUGUACCUUGUCCUUUACAUUUUGACUUGGAAUGUACAAAACUUAUAG